Molecule: messenger RNA, 1413 nt
Organism: Cynara cardunculus var. scolymus (artichoke)
Lineage: Eukaryota; Viridiplantae; Streptophyta; Magnoliopsida; Asterales; Asteraceae
Product: anthocyanidin 3-O-glucosyltransferase 2-like
Exons: 1
Coding region: 1-1413 (470 amino acids)
Molecular function (GO): UDP-glycosyltransferase activity
Source: RefSeq, a predicted model, not a curated record
AUGGCGAAUACUGUUGCAGAGCUUCUGUUCAUCCCUGCACCUUUGGUCGAUCAUAUCAUAUCAGCCAUCGAGAUCGCAAAACUGCUUGUAAAUCGAGAUCAACGUCUCUCCAUAACCGUCCUUACCAUCAAACUGCCUCCAAUUGCUACCUACAUCGAAUCGUUAGCUAACAAGUCUAUAGAUCGUAUAUCCUUCAUUCAACUCAAAGACGGAACCCCACCAAAGCUCGAUUCGAAAAACCCGAUGACUUCCUUCGAUGAAUUCAUCAAUAGUCACUGCAAAUAUGUCAGAGAUGUGGUGGCCGGUAUGAUAAGUCAACCGGGUUCCAGUAGGGUUGCCGGAUUCGUCAUCGACAUGCUUUGCACCAGCAUGAUCGAUGUGGCCGAUGAGUUUAAUGUUCCAACGUACGUGUAUUUCAGUUCUAAUGCUGCUUUUCUUGGCUUUAAGUUGCAUAUCGAGACGCUUUUCAAUGAUCAGAACCAAGACGUUGUUGAGUUGAGCAACUCCGAUGGCGAGAUACUGGUUCCGGCCUUCAACAAGCCGGUGCCGACGAAGGUCUUUCCGUCCAUGGUUCGAACUAGAGACGGGCUCGAAAUCUUUGUAUCAUCUUCCCGGAAACGGAGAACAGUUAGGGCAAUCAUGGUUAAUACGUUCCCGGAAUUGGAAACACAUGCAAUCGAGUCAUUGUCUUCUGACAGUAGUAUCCCACGGGUGUAUACGGUGGGACCGGUACUCAAUCUAGAAGGUGGUACCAGAAAACCGUAUGACGAUAAUGUCAUCAGGUGGUUGGACGGUCAACCGCCGUCCUCGGUGGUCGUGUUGAGCUUUGGGAGUAUGGGAAGUUUCCAAAAGGUCCAGAUAGAGGAGAUAGCACAUGGUCUAGAGACCAGCGGCCAUCGUUUCCUUUGGUCGCUGCAUCAACCGCCAUCAGAUCACGAGGAUCAAGGAGCGGUGUUGCCGGAAGGAUUCGUGGAGCGGAUUUCCGGAAUCGGGAAAGUGAUUCGGUGGGAUCCACCAGUGACGUUGUUGGGUCACUGUGCAGUGGGAGGAGUGGUGUCCCACUGCGGGUGGGACUCGAUGUUGGAGAGUUUGUGGUUUGGUGUACCAUUGGCGACGUGGCCACUCUACGCUGAGCAACAAAUGAGUGCAUUUGAAAUGGUGGUGGAGCUGGGAUUGGCCGUGGAGAUUAAAUUGGAUUAUAAGAUGGAUUUGUUUAAUCCUCAGGCGGAUACGGUGAUAGUGACGGCAAAUGAGAUCGAGGGCGGAAUAAGGCGGUUGAUGGCGGAUAAGAUGAUCAGGACAAAAGUCAAAGAGAUGAGCGAAAAGAGCAGAGCGGCGAUGACGAAAGGCAGUUCAUAUGAUUCUGUUAGUUAUCUAAUUCAGGAUUUUAUAAAAAAACAUCUCCCGAGUUAA